This is a messenger RNA of Ostertagia ostertagi, 576 nucleotides long. The record is from the annotation of a GenBank genome assembly. Lineage: Eukaryota; Metazoa; Nematoda; Chromadorea; Rhabditida; Trichostrongylidae.
AUGGAUAGUCACGACAUGGACCGGUUUCGGGGUCUGGACAUGAGUCAUGGUUUUAUCAAGUCGAUCGUCAAAAAUCAAAUUGACAGGGAUGAGUACCAUAAGGUGAUGGAGGAAAGAAGAGUCGAAGUGCAACGGAAAUUUCGUGAAAGUAAAAGAAAAAAGCCUGUUCCGCCUGCCGAAUGUAGGCUUUACGUCCCGCCUCACCUUCGAGGGAAAGACGAACUUCCAUCUGCUAAGAAGGAUAUGGCCGAUCGGAAAAAUCCAUGUCCAGCAAUUGUAAGCGAAGUGGAGGAGAACACUCUAAGAGAGAGGCGAAUACAAGCGCGUUCCAAAGAAGAGCCCACACCUUCAAGCCUAACUGGACAAGAUUCCAUGCGGUCCUCCGCACCGAAACCAAUAUUCUUACUGAAUUUGAAGAAAAACAGUGGAGAUUCGGUGGAUGUUGCUGUAAUGAAUACCGACAACGCUGCACGCUUAGCAAAAGAGUUGGGAAGGAAGCAUGGUUUUACUGAUGAUCAGUGCCGUAUGCUGAGGCUCACUCUCGAAAGAGAGCUCGAAGCAAGGCUACCUUCUUAG